UCUCGCCACGCCCGUCUCACAAGCAACAUGGAGGCACUCAGAAUGGAAGUUACUGUGGAAAAUGAUGACGGAGAUGUAAACACCGCCGUUAAGGUUCCCGAAAGGGUGUUACGGAGGGAUCAAGCGAGGCUCGAGGAGGUCGAGCGGCGUAGAAACGUUAAAGAAAGUCAAACCGUGACGGAAGAAAAGAGCGAUUUCUUCACGUCCACCUUUAAUGCUGAGAAGGCUGCGUUGGAAGCGAGCAUCUCCGGCUGUAACCACAGCGACCGCGACGAAGCCUCAAAAACAUUGGAGGAUGCUACUGUCAAAAUCCAACAGCUCCAGAAAUUUCUUAACGACAGCGUGAUGUUUCUAACGCAAUAUGAAAUACGACAGGCCCAAGCAUCCUUGCAGAAACUCCAGAGCUCUCUUGCUGACAAAAGGGAGUUGGCUUUGCCUAAAAAGAAAUUCGCCUUUAGAUCCAGAAACACAGGGGCAAGUAAACAGCCGGAACCCAUUCAAGACACAACGGUAAAGUCUGCAUCUGUUGUGGAUGGUACUGUGAUGCUAGAUGCUGCCAUCUCAGUAAACCAGUGUGGAUUCUCCAAUGUCCACGAUCAAGUUUUGAUCAAGCAAGCUGAAGAAAUUCAGCAAAGGGAUGUGCUGUUAUCCAAUCUGACAAACUGUAAAGUGAGACUUUAUGGGUGCCCGAGCACCGUCCACAUCAAAAUGGUCCGCAACUGUGAGAUCCUUUGUGGCCCUGUUUCCAGCUCUGUUUUUGUUGACCAAUGCACUGAAAGCAUUUUAGCAGUUCCCUGUCAGCAGCUGCGCACCCAUAAUACUUCAGCCACUCAGAUAUACAUCCAUGUGACCAGCCGGGCAAUUAUUGAGGACUGUCAUGACGUCAGGUUUGCCCCAUUCACAUGGACUUACCCAGAGAUUCAUGAUCAUUUUAAAGUUUCUAGACUUGAUCCAGACCGGAACAACUGGGAACAGGUGGACGACUUCAACUGGCUUGCUGCUGGUACACCAUCACCUAACUGGACUGUCAUUCCAGAGUCGGAGAGAAUAUCUAGUUGGGAUUUAGUAGAUCCAGCUACCUAAUAGGCAUAGUUAUUCAACGUGUCAUAACAGUUAAUACUAAGAACGUGAUUUCUGUUUCACAAAUAUGACUUUAAUAUAAUGAUAUCAUUAACAUUAAAUGUUCCAGAAUCAAUUAACUGAAUGCCUAAUACAAUAACAAAGUUAAGCAUAUUGAUGUCAUCUUAGGAAGAUUGUGUUUAAAAUGCUUUACUCGCCAAGCAUAAUAUUUAUAUAAUCACAAUCACUGGAUGAUUUGCACAGAUUCAGAAUGUAUUCAAUUGUUGCGAGCGAAUUUAAAUAGAGCUAAAUAAAGUUUGUUGGGUUAAAUGUUUGGCUUUCAGUUUUUCCCUUUAAAAAGAAUAUUUGCAGAUAAGGGACAUACUGCACUAUAACAUUUGAAAGAUAAACUCAUACAUAAACAUUUUAAAGGUGAACAGAUGCAUGUACUUCUGAAAAUUGUGUGAAAAAGAAUAAAUAAACAUAUUGUUGCUAUCAAAAUGUUUGUACAUUCUAAUAUAGUAAAUACUAUAACAUGGAAGCAAGUAUCUUCUGUAAAAAUUCCUUGUUGCACUUAAAUGUUUACAUUAUAUUAAAGGGAUAGUUUACCCAAAAAUAAAAAUUCUGUGAUCAU
Messenger RNA from Paramisgurnus dabryanus, 1693 nucleotides. RefSeq names its product tubulin folding cofactor C (gene tbcc). Gene Ontology annotation, biological process: post-chaperonin tubulin folding pathway; tubulin complex assembly. Lineage: Eukaryota; Metazoa; Chordata; Actinopteri; Cypriniformes; Cobitidae. The record is from RefSeq and is a predicted model, not a curated record. Gene Ontology annotation, cellular component: cytoplasm. Gene Ontology annotation, molecular function: tubulin binding.